Molecule: messenger RNA, 1851 nt
Organism: Stegastes partitus (bicolor damselfish)
Lineage: Eukaryota; Metazoa; Chordata; Actinopteri; Pomacentridae
Product: zinc finger CCHC domain-containing protein 14-like
Exons: 2
Coding region: 26-613 (195 amino acids)
Molecular function (GO): zinc ion binding; nucleic acid binding
Source: RefSeq, a predicted model, not a curated record
CACCUCCUCAAAGUCCCAUGUCUCCAUGGCAACAGCCAGCAGCGUUCCCGUGGCGGCGGUCCCCGGCAACACCUACUACCCUCCUCAGCCCACCUCCAGCCCGUCGCCGUCGCCCUCCUCCGCCUCCUCGCUGGAUCAGAGCUCGGGUCACGGCCCGUCCAUGUGCGUGUGCAGCUCCUGCGGUUGCCGUGGGAACUGUGGCGCCUAUGGGACGUUGCCGGGAUACGCGGCGGCCGGCUACCUGCAGCCGUUCUCGGCCGGGCCCUCCCUCUUCACCCUGGGGCCCCUGCUGCACCUCAGCCCCCUCAUCGCCUCGUCCAGCGCCGCCGCCGCCACCGGAGCGGCGCCCUUCUCCUAUCCCAUGAUGGUGCCGCCGCCGCUCUACCGCCACAGCCCCGUGUCACAUGACCAGCAGCAGGGCUUCGGCUUCUACCAGCCACACGGCAUCAUGGGAGGCCAGAAGCGGGCGGCCGGGAACCUGUCGUGUUAUAACUGCGGCGCCAACGGACACCGAGCGGAGGACUGCAAGCAGCCGCCGAUGGACUCCACACAGCAGGGAACCUUCCGGCUGAAGUUCACUCCUCACUCUGACAGUAAAGACUCAGGGGAUUAACCAGCGGUGGAUCUGAUCUGUCGAACUCCCGACACAACUGUACCUCACGAAGACGAGCUGCUUCAGAGACCGCAGAUUUGAAAGCACAGACGCCUUCCUGCUUCUUUUAGUGCAGCAGAAACACAGAGCUCAGAGGAGGAAGCAGAAGAAACGGUGCGUUUCUGCAGAUUUGCCCUCAGAUCUCCUCAGAUUCUAAAGAGAGCUGAACGUUUGGAAACUGGACCUACGGCGUUGUUUGACCGGAGAGGCUCGACAGCAGCUCACCUGCCAAACUAUGGAGCUUUUAAAGUCUUCUGGAUGCUUCAAACCAAAGGCGCAGCACUCCUCUGUCCAAAGAACUUCUCAGUCAAGUGUGUUUUUCGCUUGUUCCAGUCGAAUCGUGGCACUUAUUGUGGGCGCUUUAGUUACAGCACACAUACUCAGUUUGUGGUUUGGUUCGGUGUUAUCUCUGCUUGGUCUGGAUUUACUGGUGAACAGAGUUUCAAAGCACUUCUCUUCUGGUCAGGUUCUGGCUCGCUGUGUUUUUUACAGUUGGUUUGUCCACAAAAAGACUUUUAUCUCUGGUUUUUAAAAGAGAUUCUGAUGCAAGGGCUGCCCCACGUAGACCCGAACUGACAGUUUCAAAUUCAAUGAUUAUAAAGAAAUACUCUUUAGAGGUUAAAGAAGCAGCAGGAAAGUCCACAAUACCAAUUUUAUGGUAAAUAUAUCCACAGAAGUUUUAAAAUGGUUCUGUUAGCUCCCAUAAUUAGCAUGUCCAGGUGAUUCAAAAGCAACCUGAACAUAAAUACUUGUUAAAUUUGCUGCGGUCACGCCGGACGUUCAUCAACAACAUAUAAACGUGGAGUGAAUUUAUUCAGUUCCAUUCAUGCAAACGUCUCAUUUGUUUUAUCUCAUAUGCACCUUUUUUGUGUACAGGUGAACAAAAAGCACCUUUUUUUUUGCACAAAGCUGCAAAGUUGCACUUCUCAGCUACAGUUAAACAGAAAAGGCCUUGGCAGCCAAAUAAAUCAAGAAAUACAGAUUCAGUCUGUGAAUAAACACGCGCUUUGUGGAUAAAGCGUUUUAAUUGGUGCACAGACUGCAUAAACUGGAACUGGAGAUCAUAGAUUAAAGACAGCCCAGCUCCAACAGUGCCUGGGGAUGAAUCAAGACUGUAUACGAAGGAUGGGCAACGUUUUGUGCCCAUAUACAUAAAUAAAGGGUGGAUGUAGCGUCUGAAGUGCCUUAAACCUGCUUUC